CAUGCGGGGGUUACGGUGUUUCCUGUCCUCGGAUCAGGGAAGGCCAUCAUGCACACGGCGGAGACCUUCUUCAGCCCGGAGAACGGCGGGAGGCGGGGGCACCCGCGGGUGAUGGUGGUGCUGAUCGACGGCUGGCCGUCUGACGACCUGGAGCAGGCGGCCAUGUUGGCCAGGGAGUCGGGCAUCAACGUGUUCCUGGUGUCGGUGGCCAGACCGGCGCCCGAGGAGCUCGCCAUGGUGCGGGACAAGGACUUCGUGAAGAAGGCGGUGUGUAAGGAUAACGGGUUCUUCAGUUAUUUGAUCACCAGCUGGUUCAGCACCACCAAACACGUCAGACCUCUCACUCAGAAGCUCUGCUCGCUAGACGGCCUGCUCUGCAGUAAAACGUGCUACAACUCGGUGAACAUCGGGUUCCUCAUCGACGGCUCCUCCAGCGUCGGGGAGGGGAACUUCCGCCUGGUCCUGGACUUCCUGGCGGGGAUCGCCCGGAGCUUCGACAUCUCCGACGUCGGCGCUCACAUCGGUGCGGUGCAGUUCACCUACGAUCAGAAGCUGGAGUUCGGCCUGUUCGAACACUCCAGCAAAGAGGACUCGGUCAACGCCGUGAGGAGGAUCUCCUACAUGAGCGGAGGGACCGCUACGGGGGCCGCCAUCACCUACAGCAGCCAACACCUGUUCAGGUAACAGACCGGGAC
This is a messenger RNA of Etheostoma cragini (Arkansas darter), 695 nucleotides long. Its product is annotated as cochlin-like. Lineage: Eukaryota; Metazoa; Chordata; Actinopteri; Perciformes; Percidae. The record is from RefSeq and is a predicted model, not a curated record. The annotation marks the transcript as partial. The transcript is spliced from 4 exons.